Molecule: messenger RNA, 237 nt
Organism: Capronia coronata CBS 617.96
Lineage: Eukaryota; Fungi; Ascomycota; Eurotiomycetes; Chaetothyriales; Herpotrichiellaceae
Exons: 1
Coding region: 46-237 (63 amino acids)
Source: RefSeq, a predicted model, not a curated record
CAGAUACCCAUUGGCAGUUGGGCUAAGGAUCCGAAGCUGAAAGAGAUGGGCGAGCUCAUGAGAGUGCAAAUGACCCAGUCGGUACCCUCAUUCAUGCUAGCAUACUACACGCGCAUCUUGGGCUACAGUGUGGAACGCACCCAGGUGACGAUGGCGCUGGUCAAGAAGGAAUUUCAAGACCGCAGUCUCCAUCUGUACUUGCGGUGGCAUUUUGUAUGUGGUCAAAAACCAGAAUGA